GCUGCCAUGUUUGGUUGCUUUGUUGUAGGCUUCCACUAGGUUUCCUACAGAAUUAGUAAGUGUGGAAAUGGAGCCGAGCUGGAGUACGUUUCUUUUUCAACAGGCCAAUGAAGCCCUCCACCACCAGCACCAGGUGGCCCAGAACAGCCUAUUGCCUCUUCUUAAUACAGGGACUGAACCAAUCGACCAAAAGCCUAUCCUGCCCAUCCAAAUAGAACACAAAGUCCAAACCAAUGCUGCAGAUCUCCUUAAAGACAAUGUGGCCAGUGGAGGGGGUGUACGGCCACUGCAUGGGAUAAAGAAGGAGCACAAAGGCAAAACUCCGUUUGUUUGUGGGUACUGUAACAAAGCCUUCCGCGACAGCUACCACCUACGACGCCAUGAGUCCAGCCACACAGGUAUCAAAAUGGUGUCACGGCCAAAGAAGACUGCUCAGACGGCCCCUACCAUGGUCCCAAUGAUCUCCACGAUGACGCGAGACAACAACGGGAAUCCUUCCUACAUCUCUACAGCAGCAGGGAUCCUUUCCACAGCGACUACAUCUGUCUCGUCAGGCGCAAGCAUCAUGACAUCGUCUAUAAUGGGCAACAUGCACCAUCAGACUGUCCCAAAGAAACCUGCCAAACCUGUCAAGAAGAACCACGGGUGUGAGAUGUGUGGCAAGGCCUUCCGUGAUGUUUACCACCUGAAUCGCCACAAGCUCUCCCAUUCGGAUGAAAAGCCCUUCGAGUGCCCCAUCUGCCAUCAACGGUUCAAAAGGAAGGACCGGAUGACCUACCAUGUUCGCUCUCAUGAUGGUGGCAUUAUUAAGCCCUAUGUGUGCUCCGUCUGUGGGAAAGGUUUUUCCAGACCAGACCACUUGAGUUGCCACGUAAAGCAUGUUCAUUCUUCUGAACGGCCGUUCAAAUGUCAAGUGACGGCUUGUACCUCUGCUUUUGCCACCAAAGACCGACUGCGUUCUCACAUGAUCAGACACGAGGGCAAGGUGACCUGCAGCAUCUGUGGGAAGAUGCUGAGUGCUGCCUACAUCACCAGCCAUCUGAAGACUCACGGACAAACCAACUUUAACUCUUGUAACAAAGACGGCAACGAGGUCUGCAACUCGGCCUCCGCUACCCCCGUGAGCAUUUCAGCUCCCAUCUCCUUGGCGAUGAACCGCGGCAAUGCCAACAACCACCACGUCACCAUAGCGGCGCAGAUGAACAUCAGCACCAACACGGUUAACAUCACGUCACCGGUCAGCCUCCAGCACCCGGUCACCAUCACCGGGCCCGUCAACAUCGCCUCAGUCAACAUCCCCUCCUCCGCGCCCAUGAAUAUCGCCCACUCGGUCGCAAUAACCACCCCCAUGGCGAUGAAUAUUGCCGGCCCGCUCAAUAUUGCCAUGAGACCAGUAGACAGCAUGCCUUUCCUGUCCCAAGUCCUGCCGUCUUCCCCGCAUUGGUAAAAGCAAAAGGAGCAUUUAACCACAAGGCGAAACUCAGCCCAGCUCUUUUUUUCCAUACCCUACUGAACUUUUUUCCCCUCUACAUCAAGUGAGUGAUGCGGUUGUCCAUGAGGUGUGCAGCCAGGGGGCGCUCUCGAGUCAAAUUUUACAUGACUGGAGAGGCGCCACACUUGAGUAGAAACCAAGUAGGACCGACCUUAAAUGAGGACAAGUUUAGGACUUAGCAUAGUUGUUUGGAGUGCUGAAACUGUGAUGUGUGCCAUGACAGGCCAGGUGAGGUAAAGCGGUUGUUUUGAUCCUAACAGGGGAGACCAGGUGGAUGAACUGAAACAUCAUCCAUAGAUUGCUCUCUUACGUUGUUUACUAUAGCCUGCUAAUCCAUAUUUAAUGUAGGAAAUUAGCAUAGUAAAAAGGGACAGCAGCUUCCAUGUGCUUCUCAGAUAGUUACUACACUCUUGAGGUACAGCUAACAUGUACAUUUGACAUAGUAAUGUAUUUUCAUGUUUUAGGUUUUUACCUUUUUUGUCCUCGACUAUGAAAUGUUUGUAUUUUUCUAUUUGUUUUCGGCUCAUGAAGGCUUGUUUAUAUGUUCUAUGGUAGCUUUUAUUGGUUUCCCCCAAUGUAGUCGGAGUGGAUGGAGUCUUGCACUGAACACAUGUUUUACACAGGUGAAGAGCAGCAGUAUUAGUUGACGUCUCACUCCUAUCUAGAUGUUUUUUGUUUACUUUAUAUCCUAAUGCCCCAAAAAGCCUCACUCAGGAAAUCUCCGGAGGAAUAUAUACUACACAUGUUCAUUCUGGGAUUGCUUCGUUUGUAUUACUUUUGGAAAAGCAUUUGGUACCGUAGGAAUUGUUUUUGUCUGAACAAAAAAUGUCAUCGGUGUAACAAUCACCAGUGUUUACUUCCAUUUGGAGAUUCUUCUCUAUAGCCUUCCACGACAAAUCCAUUUAUUUUUAUUUGAGGUGCACGACUGAGUGGCUUAUGUAAACAUGUUUUUUUUGUAGUUGUUGUUAGUGAUAUUGUUCGCACUGGAAUAUCUUAGACCGCAAGCAGGUUCAAUUAUUUGUUUGCCAUAUUCCACAUUUCAAGCUGCGAUUUGUCAGCAUCUCAAAUUGAUGAAUGAAAUGUUGAACUGGGCGGAUAUUUUUCCAGUCCUUAUAGUUUAUCGUUAUUAGCAGAUGUUGCAUGAAGAAGAGUUUUGGUACACACUGCCCUAUUUCCAUCAGGGAUGAUGAUAGUUUUUAAAGCAUAACCCGUCCAUUGAGAUGAUUCUUUGCUGUGUUAUGGCAUACCUACUGUACAUUUGAUAUUUUUUUUAAAGAAAAACAUCAGUCUCAGGCAGCAAAGAUUUUCAAAAUUGAGACUGACAUUGCAUGAGCUCAAACACUAUAGCUGUUAAGACAUAUUUUUCAAGAAUGCCUUGUUGUCUCGACAGUGGUGCAACUAUUGGAGACUUUCAGUUUACACUGAAAAAAAAUGCAAUAUGCAUGACUUUUUGUUUUUAACAAAAUAGUGUAUUUUUCUUACUGUAUGACGUAGAUACACUAUAAAUAGCUUAUUUGCCAAAUUUGAGCAAUUAAUGUGAUAAACUGUCGAAUUGAACACUCUGUAUUUUUAAAGCAAAUUGAAAACUCCAUGACCUUUUAUGUGAAAACUUUUGAAUGUAUAACUUUGUACAACACUACUUUAGGUCUGAGGAUACAGUAGUGAAGAUAGAUAAAAUAACACUUUUUAUAAUAAAACAUUUUGUAUUAGAACAUUAACAAUGGUAAUUUUGUAUAUACUAGCAACAAGCUUUCUGGUUAGUGGAAAGAUCAAACAUUCCUGCAUUUCAGCAAAAAAAAAAAAAAAAGUGUCCAAUUAUUACAUGAACAUUGCGCAAUGUUAUGUGCCUUUUAUUUGGGUUGUCUGAAUAAAAGAAAACCAUCA
Molecule: messenger RNA, 3376 nt
Organism: Entelurus aequoreus (snake pipefish)
Lineage: Eukaryota; Metazoa; Chordata; Actinopteri; Syngnathiformes; Syngnathidae
Product: vascular endothelial zinc finger 1-like
Exons: 5
Coding region: 68-1447 (459 amino acids)
Cellular component (GO): nucleus
Source: RefSeq, a predicted model, not a curated record